AUGGCGAGCGACGGAGCACACCACCAAGACCAAGCUCACGGCUCGAUGCGGCUGCUUGCGGCAGGAUUCAAUGCACACAGACAGUUGCUCCCACGCGAGGGCGACGUGAAGUCGUUCCAGGCAGUCUUGGAGACUCCGCCGGACAACAAUGUACGCAUCCUCUUCGCAGGCUGGAGCAGCACCGUCAUCGUUUCUGAGAAGACAUUGUUCAGUCUGGGCCACGAGCAACUAGAGCCCAGCAUGAACGAUCGCAAUAAGCGACUGCGAAGCGGCUUCGGGGAUCACGAGGGUAUGCUGGGAUGUCUAGACGACGACGGUCACCUGCAUCUUGUGUGCCAUAAGGCGGAUUCGGAAAAAGGACCUGAAUUGGUCAGCCAGAGCGACGACGAUUCGCCGCUGCUCGGAAAUGUUUGCUAUUCUUCCAGUGGGCGGGUAGCGCUGUCGUUCAAGCAAGCACCAAAUAGUAACCUGUGUCACGUUGCUGAGUUUGCGUGUUUGGAAAUAUUCCAAAGAUGGUUUGCAGACCCCAGCAGUCUAAGCAAUUAUCCACAAUGCCAUUACAUGCUACCCGGCCGACCCAAACAGCUCCUGGCAAGCACGGGGACCUUCAUCUUGCUCAUGGAAAACGGAGAAGUCUUUACUUGGGGCGACGGGAGAUAUCAGUCCCUUGGAAGGCCUGUCACUGGCGACGGUGCAGUUUCCGCCGACAAGCCCGGCGCUCUGGAAGCACUAGGAGGGCUUCAGAUCACCAAGGUCGCGACAGGUGGCUGGAUGAAUGCUGCCUUGUCAAAGGACGGCGCCCUGUACGUCUGGGGUACAACGAGUCCUGAAGCCGCCGGAGGCAUAGAGUGUCUGGGUGCAUCCGACUCUGGAGAGGUCUCACUUGUGGAGAUACCAGAUAGCAAUGGUGAGCCCCUGGAUGUGCUUGACGUUGCGCUUGGCGAUAACCACAUCGCAGUUGGGGUAGAAGGGGGCCGCCUCUUCAUGGUCGGGGACAAUCAGAACGGCCAGCUCGGGCUCGAUGAGAAAGAUUUCAUUGCAGACUGGCGAGAAGUACCAGGGCUGUCAAGUGUGCAAAAUGUGUUCUGCGGCGCUAAGUCCACCCUUGUCCUCAGUGGCAAUGA
Molecule: messenger RNA, 1124 nt
Organism: Lecanosticta acicola
Lineage: Eukaryota; Fungi; Ascomycota; Dothideomycetes; Mycosphaerellales; Mycosphaerellaceae
Source: the annotation of a GenBank genome assembly